AUGAUAAAUCAAAGACCUCCUAUCCCAAAAUUCAAUGACGGAUUCUUAACCAAUAAAGUUGAGAUGCCAUUGCUAGAGGAAGCUUAACAUUUGAUAUUCAAGUUGAAUUUGGAUUUUGAGAUAGAAAAAAAGGCAAUCAAAAUUAUAAAGCAAAUUCCAUUGCCAAAUACUUAAACAGCAGCUCGUGGAGUUAUAUUAUAUUGUUUAAAAGAGUUUGGAAAGAAACUGCCUAAACUUGAUAGCAAACUGGAAUAAAUGAUAAAACAUAUUGAUAAAUAGCAAGCCAGUAAUUUCUCAUUUGUUUGUGAAAAAUUGGGAUUUUGUGAUUAAGUUUCUGGGGCUUGUGUAAUUUUAAAAAAAUAGUUAAAUUAUUUGAUUGGAAGAUUAGAAUAAAAUUUACAAGUGGCAAUAACGGUGAAAAUUGCUGCAGACAUUAUUUUCUUAAAAUAUGGAGGAUUAAAUACAAGAAUUUUAUCAGAAAUUACUUAGGUUAACGAAGAAAAACUAAAGAUUUCUCUAAAUCGUAUUACACCUUUCUCAGAAAAGAUUAUAUUAGAUCUAAUAAACCAUUAUAAUUAAAGUGAUCUCUGA
Messenger RNA from Paramecium pentaurelia, 591 nucleotides. The record is from the annotation of a GenBank genome assembly. NCBI's taxonomy places the organism in Eukaryota, Ciliophora, Oligohymenophorea, Peniculida, Parameciidae.